UAGUAGCACGUCAAGACUCGUGUUUAGUUUUUGGAAGCUGUGUUUUGCCAUCUUUUUGCCUCAUAAAUCCCUUUAAUCCCAUUUUAAAAACAUUUACGUCUAUUACGCGUAGAUUACCACUGGUAACUGACGUAGGAACAUAACAUAGUUUACACUUACACGUGUUGCCUUACUAACGCAUCAACAGUUUUUAACAUCCUCGGCUGAAUCGAAGUGCUGAAGGAAGAUACGUGACAAAGCAAGGUCUUCAAAUCACUUAUUUUGUAACUUAAGUAAUAAACCGCCAUAUAAGCAUGUUUAAAGGUAAAACGGGAUGGUUCUCCAGCAGUGUUGGACAGGGGAUAACCAGCUUCUGGGUGUCCGAGGGGGGCGCUGUUUCUUCCUGGAGAACAGCAGAUUACCUCUUCAGUGAUGAUGCUACUGCUGAAGACACUAAAAGAAUUUAUGACAGUGAGGACUAUAUGAAGAACAGGGCAACAGUUUUCCACAGCGACUUCCUGUCCACCUGUGAACUACGAGAGAGUGUUAAAUCUGUGCCUAUUGGCCACUAUGUUUUGCCGCCAGUCGCCAUACAAAACGAAAUGAGAACACUAAUUGGAAGGUUUAUUUGGGAUAAAGAUGAACAGGUAAUGUGUGAACAACAAAUGAAUACUGAAGUUUCUGAAGAAAACCUGUCUGAUAAGACUGAUGAUCAACCAGUGAGAAGAACAAACAGCCAGGAAGAUGGUCAAACUAUUGCAUCACCGAACAAUGUGUGUUUGUGCUGUGGGAUGCAGCAGUAUCCUGUAAACAACAUGAUCUCAGGAUAUGUUGAAAUUGGCCAAAUGAAGAAGUAUUCAGGGGAACUUCAUGAUUUCCUUCCCUCCCUCCAUGGCCAUACCGUUUCAAGAAUCAAUGAUGAGACGCUUCCGUAUUGUAGAUAAAAAAAAUUUUUUAAAUUGUUUUAUGUAGGUAUAUCUCACUGAUCGAAAUAUUUGUUGCCAUUUUAGAUUCUGCUCAUUUCAGAGUUAAUCUGCCUUGUCCACUGUUAUAUCUUACUUUUCCUAGCAGUAUGAAAUCCAAUACCUGUAUGUGAAAAUAGCUGAUAAGACAUUGUUACAGAGAACAAAAAUAGUGUCAUUAUUAAAAUGAUG
This is a messenger RNA of Xyrauchen texanus (razorback sucker), 1133 nucleotides long. It is a transcript of the gene terb2, whose product is annotated as telomere repeat binding bouquet formation protein 2. Gene Ontology annotation, cellular component: nuclear inner membrane. NCBI's taxonomy places the organism in Eukaryota, Metazoa, Chordata, Actinopteri, Cypriniformes, Catostomidae. The record is from RefSeq and is a predicted model, not a curated record. Bases 294 to 923 code for a protein of 209 amino acids. Gene Ontology annotation, biological process: homologous chromosome pairing at meiosis; meiotic attachment of telomere to nuclear envelope. The transcript has 7 exons.